GCCUCACUCAUAGUCAUUGCUUUGACCUAAAUGACCACCCAAAAAGUAGGUAAAAUAAGGCUGCGAAACAUCAUCCAUCUUGAUUAAUAAUUUAUACUUCCACAUAUAUCUUACUCCUUGCUCCUGCAUAUUUCAGCAAAUAAAAUAAUAAGAAAGCCACACACUACUAGGGUUAGGGUUAGCCAACCCCAGGAGCAUUGACCUAUAUAUAGAUAGACCUAUAGAAUUAUACCACCAAAUAUGUAUGUGUGUGCGCGUGUAGCCAUCAUCUAAUUCUUGUGGGUGAAAAUCUGAAAUCGAUAACUGAUUGUUAAGUCUGAAACAUCUGUACGUAUAUAUAGACGCAUAGGUUUUUUCAUUUUGAAGAAGAGAUCAGAGAUCGAUCGAGAAGGAUGAAGAAGAGACAGGUGGCGGUGAAGACUUCGUCGACGGUGAUAAGGAACGUAAGGUACGGGGAGUGCCAGAAGAAUCACGCGGCCAAUAUCGGAGGGUACGCGGUGGAUGGGUGCAGGGAGUUCAUGGCCAGUGCAGGGGAAGGAACCAACGGCGCUCUCACGUGUGCUGCUUGUGGCUGCCACCGCAACUUCCACCGCAGGGAAGUGCAAACUGAGGUUGUCUGUGAGUACUCUCCUCCUCAUCAUCAAAACUGAAAUUGAAUAGAAUUAAUUAACUAAUGAUUGAUUUUUUCUUUCUUUCUUCGUUUCUUGUAAGCCUGGGUUACUAAAACAUAGAUUAAACAUCUCUAUAUAUAUUAUUCUUGUAAAACAAAAUUCUAUAUGAAAAUUGGUGGAUGGGAACCAUCUAUUUAUGCUUCUUUACUCUAACCAAUUGAUAGCCCAGCCAUGAUAUAUAUACCUUAUUAUGUUUGAAUUUAAUUAAUUGCUUUGAUGAGCUGGGGAAGAAGAAAAAGGGCUUAGCUUUCCCCGCAGUUUGGUUUCUUGUAUUGCACUUAAUGAGUGAGUUUUCAAAUUUGGUUCUGAUAGUGAUUUAUACUUUUCCUUUGCCUAUAUAUAAUAUAUAUACCCACAACGUGUGCUAGCUAGCUAGCUGUGCAAUCCAACGUAUAUCAAUAUCCUUAUAUAGAUUGUAUUUAAUUAAUUUAUUUGUUUAUUAAUCAUAGAAAUUUGAUUUUUCCAAUUAUACAAACUAUAAAUUAAGUCGUGCUGAGGAUAUUUAACUUGACCACUUCGUUAGAGCUUCGCUGUAAAUCUAUAUAUGCUUUCUGAUAAUUUCCAUGCUUCAUAUAUCCAUUAACAAAAUAACAACUAACAAGUGGAACAACUAGAGGUGGCAUAGCAAAUAGCAAACAAAAAUUUGAGAAGACUACUAAUCGACUAUUACGCCCACUUCCCACAUCAUCGUUCGUCAAUAACAAUAUGACAUAUAUAUAUAUUAGUUGUGGAGAGCCAAAUGAUGAUGAUGACGAUGUAAACAACGUCGUAAUUUUAUCCUUCCCAUGUCCUCAGAAGGCAAGAAAACAGGUACGGUUAAUGUCUAUAAGUCUUCAAUUGAUGAAGAAGAUAAAUUAUAUAUCUCUGUCCAAUCAUUUAGAAUUUCGAAUAUUAUAUCUAUAUAUAAAAUUCUCCA
Arachis duranensis is the source of this 1587-nucleotide messenger RNA. RefSeq names its product mini zinc finger protein 3. NCBI's taxonomy places the organism in Eukaryota, Viridiplantae, Streptophyta, Magnoliopsida, Fabales, Fabaceae. Gene Ontology annotation, cellular component: nucleus. The transcript has a single exon. Gene Ontology annotation, biological process: regulation of developmental process; regulation of DNA-templated transcription. The coding region runs from base 393 to 650 and encodes 85 amino acids. The record is from RefSeq and is a predicted model, not a curated record. Gene Ontology annotation, molecular function: transcription cis-regulatory region binding; DNA-binding transcription factor activity.